Molecule: messenger RNA, 612 nt
Organism: Brachypodium distachyon (stiff brome)
Lineage: Eukaryota; Viridiplantae; Streptophyta; Magnoliopsida; Poales; Poaceae
Exons: 1
Coding region: 1-612 (203 amino acids)
Biological process (GO): regulation of DNA-templated transcription
Molecular function (GO): DNA binding
Source: RefSeq, a predicted model, not a curated record
AUGGAUCCGGCCGACGAGAUGUUCCAGCUCUGCCGCUUCGACCUCACCCCGCUAGAAGCCGUCGCCUACUACCUCCCACGCCUGCUCUCCGGCGAGUCCCUCAACGGCGCCGAGCGUCUGAUCCACCGCGCCGACAUCUACGGCGACCUCGAGCCCAACGACCUCGCCGCCGCCUUCCCGCCGGCGCCCAAGGCCGAGCGCACGGGCGCCCGGUUCUUCUUCACGCUCUGCAAGCGCCAGAAGGGCAGCCGCACACGCAGCGCGCGCUCCGCCGGCGCCGGGACGUGGACCUGCCAGAGGACGUUGGACGUGGUGGAUCAUGCCGGCGUCAAGAAAGGCGAGAUGAAGCACCUCAGCUUCAAGAAGGGGAUCAAGAAGGAGAAGGAGUCCACGGGCUGGGUCAUGGAGGAGUACCACUGCUUGUUGCCGGAAGCUGUUGUGGCCGACGGGGAGAUGGUGCUCUGCAAGAUCCAUCUCUCCCAGCGCCCGAAAAGCUCGCCGGGGAUCCGCCGCGUGUCUCUCUGGGAGUCAAGAACAAGAAGAUCAGCCGGCCCCAAUGCCGGUAGCAGAUCAAACUCAUCAAGAAUCCGCCGCUUAUUACCUCCAAAGUAA